AUGGUUCGGAAGUACAACUCAUCAGCUAAAAGUUCGAACGAGAAUCCACAGGAAAUAACUGUGGAAUCAGAACCUGAUGGAACUCGCUCUGGACCGAUGACUGAGAAUGAAAAAAGCAAGAGAAAGAGGAAAAUGAAGGAAGUUCUUUUAGAACAGCACAAAGACAAGAUCUCAAGACAAAAAAAGAAAAGGUUGGACAAGUACAUCGAACAUCAGUUGAAGAGGGAGGAGAAAGAGUUGCUCCUUCGAAAGUUGGGGGAAACAAGGAUUGAUUCAAGUAUUUUAAAAUCUGCAAAACUUAUUGGUACUGGAUCACAGAAGACCAGGAGAGAAUUGUUUUUGGACGCCUUGGAGAAAGAAAAGCAAGGAAAAGGAAAUGAAGAAACUGCUUCUAUCUUAUAUGAGGAAAGGACUGUUGCAAAAUGGGACGAUGAAGAUAAAGAGGAACCCAAACCUACACAGAAAAGCUCGACAGAGACCGAUACUCAGUUCAAGCAACCUCAAAGUUACAUACCCAUCUCCCAAGACUCUUCAGGCUUUCAAUUCGGGUUCUCUAAUAUCAAGAAAGUUCAGAAAAGAGCGAAACCAAGUGGGUACAGUUGGAAAACAAAACUUGAAUUGGACGCAAAAGAGUCGGAUAGGGCUGAAAACGAUGCAGAUUUUUUGAGUAGUGAAGAGAGUAGCGUUGAGGAAGAUAAUAUUUCAGAAAGCGAACAGCAAAACGGUGAGGAUAACGAAGAGCUUGAAGGUUUCAGCGGGUCUUCUGAUGGCGCAGCGACAGACGAAGAAGAAGAAGAAGAAGAAGAAGAAGAAGAAACCACAAAGCUAUCACACAGCAAAAAGGCACAAAAUUUUAAGAAUUGGGCUGAAGGCCAAGUGCGACAAUUAGAAGGAAGGUCUGAAACAAUCAUACAAACAGCUCCACAAUUUGAUUACACUCCUAUAGUACGUGAGGAGGAUUUGGAUGACGGCUUGGAGCAUAAUUUCAUCCCAAUCAACGAACAAUUACGGAGAAAAAUUGCGACCGUUCAUAUUGACAGGGACGACGAUAUUCAAGUGGCUAGAAUGAAAUUACCAGUGGUUGGAGAAGAACAUACUAUUUUGGAGGCAAUUCAUCACAAUGAUUGUGUCAUAAUAUGUGGUGAAACUGGAUCAGGUAAAACAACUCAAAUUCCACAGUUUCUUUUCGAAUCAGGUUAUGGUAGCCCCAAUUCGGAAACACCUGGAAUAAUUGGUGUCACUCAACCACGAAGAGUUGCUGCCGUGGCGAUGGCAGAAAGAGUUGGCCAGGAAUUGGGAAAUUGCAGGAACAAGGUAGGCUAUCAAAUUCGAUUUGAUGCAAAUGUGAGCGAGGGUACGGCAAUAAAAUUCAUGACUGAUGGUGUUCUGUUGAGAGAGAUGAUGACAGAUUUUCUACUAACCAAAUACUCCGCUCUCAUAAUCGACGAAGCCCAUGAGAGAAAUAUCAACACCGACAUUCUGAUUGGAAUGCUCAGUAGAGUAUUGAAGCUCAGAAGAGAAAAGGCAGAGACCGACGCUCAAAAUUAUAGACCGCUGAAGUUAGUCGUCAUGUCCGCGACAUUGUCCGUUUCGGAUUUUAGUGAAAACUCUAGACUAUUUAGAACUCCUCCACCAAUUGUGAGCGUCCCUGCAAGACAAUAUCCCGUGUCCAUUCAUUUUAAUAGGCGAACAGUUCCAAACUAUAACGAAGAAGCGUUCAGGAAGACAUGCAAAAUUCAUUCUAAACUCCCUCCUGGUGGAAUUUUGGUGUUUCUUACAGGAAAAAGUGAGAUCAACGAAAUGGUGAAGCGUUUGCGGAAAAGAUACCCGUUAGCGAAAAAGAAGCUUUACAAUGAUAUUCCCGAAGUGAGGACUGACCCUAGAAACGUGGAAGUUGAAACUGAAGAGAUUGAGUUUGGUGUGAGUGAAUCUACCGAUACAUUUGAAGAAAAUGAUGACUUCACCGAACAGGACGAGGAUGAAGAGGAGGAAGGUUUCGAAGAAAAUUUGGAAGACGGGCAAACACCCGAGGAUCCGCUGUACGUCCUCCCAUUGUACUCGUUACUUCCCACGAAAGAACAAAUGAAGAUUUUUGAAAAACCUCCCCAAGGGGCUCGACUUUGUGUUGUGGCUACAAAUAUUGCUGAAACUUCAUUGACCAUUCCAAACAUCAGAUAUGUGGUUGAUUGCGGCAGGUCCAAGGAACGAAAAUAUUCUGAGAACACUGGCGUUCAGUCUUUUGAGAUUGGUUGGAUUUCAAAAGCAAGUGCAGAUCAACGAGCAGGAAGAGCGGGAAGAACUGGUCCUGGUCAUUGCUAUAGACUUUUUUCGUCAGCUGUUUAUGAAAGUGAAUUCUCAACGUUUUCAAUUCCUGAGAUCCAAAGAAUGCCUGUCGAAAGCGUUGUGCUGACAAUGAAAGCAAUGGGAAUUGAUAAUAUUGUUAAUUUCCCAUUUGUCACGCCUCCCAAAAAGGAGAUGAUACGAAAAGCCGAAACAUUACUUCGUAAUCUGGGAGCACUAGAUGAUAAGAAAAACAUCACCAAACUGGGGCAAAAGAUGAACUCAUUCCCGUUGAGUCCUAGAUUUUCGAAAAUGCUUGUGGUUGGUAAUCAGCAGGGUUGUCUUCCUUACAUUAUUGCAUUAGUCUCCGGACUCUCUGUUGGAGAUCCAUUCAUCAGCGAAUUUGAAAUCGUACCGAAAAAAGAUCCGGAAGAACAAGAAGAGCAAAAGGAUUAUAUAACUGAAGAACAGAGAAACGUUCUUUCAAAAUUCAACAAGUCUCGUGCAGUGUUCUCCAAACUUGACAAAUUCAGCGAUGUGCUGCAAUUGUUGUCUGCAAUUUGCGCCCAAGAUCAUGUUGCUAAAGCUGAUCGCAUGAAAUUUUACGACAAUAACUUUUUAAGAUCGAAGAUCAUGGAAGACAUCUUAAAAUUGAGAAAACAGUUGACCUACAUUGUGAAAAUAAAUAAAGGCAAAGGACUAGUGGCCAGUGCAUCUACCGUUAGUGAUGACGAAUUGAAACUCGAGCUGCCUUCGAAACCACAAAUAAUGGCUAUCAAGCAAAUGGUUGCAGCCGGAUUCAUUGACCAAAUUGCAAUCAGAGCUGAUCUUAUUGAUAGAGAUGUAAAACUCUCAAACAACAUGACGAUAAGCUCAAUACCUUAUGUCACGCUUCUUCCUACACAUGAGCCUGAUACUGAACCGAACGCGUUCAUUCAUCCGGCUUCCAUAUUGUGCAAAUCUGGGGAGCUACCCCCGUCUUACUUGAUUUAUGAAUCAUUGAAUGUCAAUACUUCCUCAGAAACGAAAAAACUUCGUAUGAAGCCCCUAAACGAUAUCAGCGGUCGUUCUCUAGCAAAUGUUGCAGCAAAUUCAGGUUUGAUUACAUACUCAAAACCUUUAGGACACCCCUAUGCUCCUAGAGAGCUUUCACCCGAUCAAAGAGAAUGCUACGUGAUACCACGGAUUGGCGCAAAUGUGGGUACAGGAGGAGUAGGAUGGGAUCUUCCGGCUGUAAAGGUGGUACAACAAAAACGUGCCGGUAAUUGGGUGACUAAAUAA
Ogataea philodendri is the source of this 3561-nucleotide messenger RNA. RefSeq lists its product as uncharacterized. Gene Ontology annotation, molecular function: RNA binding; ATP binding. The coding region runs from base 1 to 3561 and encodes 1186 amino acids. NCBI's taxonomy places the organism in Eukaryota, Fungi, Ascomycota, Pichiomycetes, Pichiales, Pichiaceae. Gene Ontology annotation, cellular component: nucleolus; intracellular anatomical structure. The record is from RefSeq and is a predicted model, not a curated record. The transcript has a single exon. Gene Ontology annotation, biological process: maturation of SSU-rRNA from tricistronic rRNA transcript (SSU-rRNA, 5.8S rRNA, LSU-rRNA).